Messenger RNA from Cherax quadricarinatus, 2045 nucleotides. The record is from RefSeq and is a predicted model, not a curated record. NCBI's taxonomy places the organism in Eukaryota, Metazoa, Arthropoda, Malacostraca, Decapoda, Parastacidae.
GAUGGAAGAGUGGAUGUUGUCCAGGCUGGAGUAUAGCAGAUGAUGGUCGCUUGGCUUCCAAAAUAACAAGUGACUUGGAGGUCCUCCACUCAGAUGGACCACUACUCAGAGCUGGCUCUUCUGUUUUAUUUAAGGUGGUGUGUGGAGGUGUAGGUUGCAGUGAUGAAGGUCUUGGUCUCUGCUGCCAGCCAGUCACAGGCCCAGAGCAGCUCCUCUUACCUGGUGCACUUUUCCUUAGUGCACAAGGUUGUGUGUUCUUGGAUGGUGUGAGUCGUGUUACUCGAUUACCAGCCAUUCAGGACAAGUCACAGGUCAGCUUUGCUGUGGAGAAAGUGUCUUCAACUAAAUUCAGAGUAUACAUUGAGAGCCAAGAAAAGCAGGUGACUUAUGAAUGGGGUGUUCCUAGUGCACAAGAAGGUUUGUGGUUUGUCGGAACAUUUGGUGAGGCACGAUGGAAAAUAAGUGUCCAUUAAUUCUCAGAGCGCGUUAUGGGUUAUCCGGAAAAAUGACUCCCCACGUUCUGUUGUACUUCACAUACUACAUGGUUAUGUCAAAUUUCUAGCAAGUGCAUAGACAUGUUUUUACUAGGUCCUUGGGCAGGGCAACGAACACUGAGAUUCAGCCACUCGAUUUGCUAUUCAAAAUCUACUAGUCUCUGACAGGGAAGUCCCUUUUUCAGACUUAUCGCCCUUGUGGCUUAGCGCUUCUUUUUGAUUAUAAUAAUAAUAAUUCAGACUUAUCAGUAAUGUCCCAAAGACUCCGAAACCAAUAGCAACAGUGCUGAUCUGCAUUAGAGAACAAAUUGUUUUCAACUGAACCACAAUAAGGCUCCUGGCCAUCUUCCCAUUGCUGUCAGACAUAAGAAACUGUGCUCACAUGUUUCUGAAUUGGCUGACAUGACUUCUACACUGAUGGCAUACAGAAGAUGCUUGGCACCUUUCUGUGAGAACUGUCAGGUAGUCCUAACAACUCAUUGUAUUUUAAUAGACUGUCCUAUCAGAGAACACACACACACAUAUCUUCAGUGCCCUGGCUUGUUUAAACUGCCUUCUCACCAAAAAUCCCACCUGUGACACACUUUUAAUAGUAACUAACACAUUGCACCAACUAGGAUGCAGAUUUUACACAUUCAUUUAAUCCUUAACUCCACAGCUUAGACCACCUUUGUGCUUUAUGGCCCAUACAGGUUUGGCACUUGUUUUUUAAUUUAAUAAUUUAUCCAGCAUGGGACUGAUAUAGGCUGUUGGUGAGAGAGAAUGUAAUUACAAAUUUUCACCAUUAGCUAUCAAUGUAUGUGUAGCAUUCAUUAUUUUUAUACUUUAUACUUUGUUAUAAAUUAAUGUUGUUCUUGCACAUUAAUAGUUCACUUGUAAAACUGCCUAGUUUGCCUUCACACAUAAAGCUUAUUUAAACUUGGAUACUAAAUAACGAUUGUAAAUAUUGGUAGAAUUAUCUUUUGUACAAGAGUCUGGUAUUGCAUGUAUGCUCCAGUAAAAUUUUGUCAACUCAGGAAUGAUUCUCUCAUCAAAUGUCUGGUAUUUUCAAUAUUUUAGUGCUUAGUAUUGUAUGCUUUGUUUACUGCCAAUAACAUGUACUAGUAUGCACAUAAUGUGCUCAUAGCUGAUAAUGUAUUAUUAAAUAAAUAGCCUUUAUAUUGUUGAUAUAUUCUACUUGUUAAUUUGUGGUACAAACUUGCACAAUACAUUUAUGCUUCAAGAUUUGCUUCAUGGACAAAGAAUGCCACUUAAGCUUAUGUUCUGCAGUUGAAAAGAGAAAAAAUUAUCACUCUGGUUUACAGAGGCGAGUUAAAAUAGAUAAAAGUGUGCAUUUAGUUCAACACAAUACUUGAUCCCCAGAAGACAUUGUAACUUGUUGUUGCAAGUGCUCAUUCUGUGUAUAUAUUAUAAAGUGAUGAUCUUGUGCCAUGCCAAAAUAUUGUCUCCUUUAAAUACUUUUCAGAAAAUGAAUUAUGUAAUUUAAAAGUAAUUUAAUAAGAACAACUCACUCAAAACAAUAAUAUUACUUGAUAUUAAUAACUACUUGGA